CUCCCACCACCUUACCUCCAUGACCCAGCUCUCACCAGCUCAUCAGCUCGCAGCUCACGCCGCCGAGGUUCAGUCCAGGCAGUUCCAAUCGCGUUGCGCCGCUGUGCUGUCUUUGUCUUGCGCCUCCCACCGACUUGACUCGCGCCCUGACGUCGAGCCAUUGCGCCUGCGCGCCUACGAAGUAGCCUAUGCGUGUUGCCGAAUCCGUAGUGUAGUCGUAGACCGUACGUAGGCUAUCGCGGCGAGCGCUGUCGCUUCGCAAGCAUGUCUGCCGAAGAACCCCGACGGUCGGUCCGCAGCACCAAAGGCCAGAACACUAAGAACCUGGACCUUGACCAGCCGGCCGAGCCCAAGCGUCGCGGCCGCAAGAAGAAGCAGGAGGAGCCAGAGGAGCCCGAGGAGGAGAUCAUCCGCUGCGUCUGCGGCGCCACCGAGCAGACGGGCGACUCGGGCGAGCCAUGGAUCGCGUGCGACAAGUGCACCGCCUGGCAGCACAACGUGUGCGUCGGCAAGAGCAUCUACGACGAGGAUUUAACUAGCGAGUACUUCUGCGAGAUGUGCAAGCCCGAGGACCACAAGGAGCUGCUGGAUGGCAUCGCGCGGGGGGAGAAGCCGUGGGAGGACCGCCGCAGGGUGUACGAGGAGGAGAGCAAGAAGAAGAAGAAGGGGGGUCCUAAGAGGGGCGCCAAAAAGCGCGCGAGCGAUGUGAAGGAGCAGACGCCGGUGCCCAAGAGGCAGGCGACUCCCAAGGCGACUCCUAAGGGCAAGGGGGGGACUCCGGUGCCGGAGAAGAAGAAGGCCACGCCCGCUCCCGAGAUCGCGGAGAAGCCAGCAGAGAAGCCCGAAAAGGCCGCAGAGGAGCCGGAGAAGCCGGCAGAGAAGCCUGAGAAGGCCGCAGAGAAGCCCGCCCCGGAGAAACCGGCGCCGGAAAAGGCCACGUCUGCACAAAAGGCGCCCACCCCAGACACGCCCGCGGACAAGCCCAAACCAACACCCAGCACCAAACGCAAGGCCAAGGAGCCCGCAGAAGACAAGGGAACCAAGCUGCGCAAGGUGUCCGAGUCUCAGGCCGUGCCCGCGCCCGCUGAAGAUGCCCCAGAGGCCCCCGCCCCGGAGCCGGCCCCCGAGCCUCAGCGCCCCAUCGUGCCCUACGACCCGCCGGCCGACCUCGCAUCAGCUCUCGCGGAGCUUCCGCAGCCGCGCCAGAACCCCGCCAAGGCGCUGCAGAAGAGCAUAACGGCCGCCAUAGUGGGCCUGGAAAAGAAGGCAUACAAGUUUGACGAUGGGGCCACGACAGCCCAGCGCGCCGAGCGGCUGGCCCUCCAAGUCGAGCGAGCAGUCGAGGACACGCACGCCAACGCUAAGGAAUAUGGCGGGCAGAUCAAGACUCUGGCCUUCAACAUCAAGACCAACCUGGACCUGGUCAAGCGCCUGGUGGAGCGCACGCUGUCGCCGCCCAUGCUGGCCACCAUGACCACGGACGAGCUGGCGAGCAAGGAGCUGCAGCGGGAGACGGCCAAGAUGCGCGAGCGCGCCGAGAAGCAGAGCAUCCUCAUCACCGAGGAGGGGCCGCGGGUCAAGAUCACGCACAAGGGCGAGGAGAUUAUCGGCAACGACGACGAGCCCACGCCGACGGAUGACGCACCAGUGUCGCGACAUCAUGAGCCGGCGAGGCCCGCUCCCGCUCCCGCCGAGCCCGAGCAGGUGGCAAACGACGCCAUGGAGGUCGAGCUGCCGGCAGACGUCGAGUACCGGCGGCCGCUCCGCAUCGAUCCGCAGAGCUCUGCUAAAGCCUCGGGAUUUGACAUUAAGCAGGUGUUUUCCAAGGUCAAGUCUCCCACGCAACCGGUGCGCCGCCCGUCGCAGCCCACGUCCAGGAGCCCGGUGGACGACGCCGAGGUGGAUCGGCUGAUUGCCGAUGAAGCCGAGUCGCCGCCGUACUCGCCCACAGACGAGACGGAGGACCCCGACGUCAUCUGGCGGGGCUCGCUCGAGAUGCCCGGUGUGGCCACGCUGACGGUGUCGUCCAAAUUUAUGGGAGGGGGCAACCUGAAAGUGGUCUACAACAUGCCGUGGGAUACGCUCUUUCCCAGCCGCAUCACCGUGGACGGUCGCCUCGGCAAAGACGCGGCGUCGUCGUACCUGUGCGGCAUGCGGUGGCGGAGCAUGUUUGACCUCGUUAUCGCCAGCCUGCAGCCGACGAGCGAGGCUGCCAAGCCGCAGUUCCAAAAGGUGGUGGAGUACUUUAUUAGUCGCAAAAAGUAUGGCGUGGCAGGCCCCAAAGCCCUCCCCAACGUACGCGACAUGUACCUCAUCCCGCUGCUGCCCGACGGCGAGAUGCCCGAGAUCAUGAUGAACCUGCAGGACAACCUGGUGCCUGAAAACCGAACGGAGCCGAUGCUGCUUAUUGUGUUUGUCUAUCAGAACGAUCCGGAGCAGCUGAGGCGGUUGCGGGAGGGACAGGGGCAGACCCUGGCGCAUACGCCCAACACGCACACCAAUGGAGGGCCUGUUGGGAUGUCGCCCAUCACGCCGGCGCCGGGCCCUCUCGACUACGGCGCGGCCAAGGAGCGUGACCAGAUGCGGGGGGUGACGGUAGGGCGGCAAAUCCUGGGCGAGGAGCUGUGGAGCAGUCCAAGUCUGCAGUAUCUGAUGCCGGGGGCGGACAAGAUGCACGCCAAGGAGUGGAUAGCGAUCAAGACGAUAUUGCAGAGCAGCCAGCGUGCUAGGGACGACCUGGCGUCGCUUACGGAGCUAGUCGGGGAGUUUAGCAGGCAGACGGAGCAGCAGCAGCGGCAGCAGCAGCAGGGGCAGCAACAGCAGGGGCAGCAGCAGCAGCAGCAGCAGCAGCAGCAGGGAUAUCAGCAGCAGCCACAGCAACAGCAUCAACAACAACGCCCUCACGCCACCCCAACACCCCGCGCCCAGCCUCGGCCAAAGCCAACAACCCAAAUACUCCCUCCCAAGGCCGUGGCGGCAUCCCCCAAGGCCGUGCCUGCAUCGCCCAAGACGCCGUCCGCCGCGUCCCCCAAGGCCGCCCAGGCCCGCCCCGGACCGAUAUCGCAGACUCCGGUGCCGAUUCCGCGCAUCCCGCACACGCAGCCCAAGCCUGCCCCGAGGCCGGUGACACAGGUGCCAGUCCCAGCGCCGAAUCCGCAGAGCUGAUUUCCUAUUGUAUGGUGUUUCGCAUACCCUGUCUUUUGAUGUUUGGCUUGCCGUUCUGAGCAGCUUUCUUGCUCGUGAGAGCUUUCUUUACGAUUUCUUGGUCUGGUUCCGUAGUAGUAGUAGUAUGUAGGACACGAAUCGUCACUGUUUGUCAUGUGCUCAGG
Gaeumannomyces tritici R3-111a-1 is the source of this 3329-nucleotide messenger RNA. RefSeq lists its product as hypothetical. Gene Ontology annotation, molecular function: RNA polymerase II transcription regulatory region sequence-specific DNA binding. Gene Ontology annotation, biological process: transcription elongation by RNA polymerase I; DNA-templated transcription; transcription antitermination. The record is from RefSeq and is a predicted model, not a curated record. The transcript is spliced from 2 exons. Gene Ontology annotation, cellular component: nucleus. Bases 265 to 3165 code for a protein of 966 amino acids. NCBI's taxonomy places the organism in Eukaryota, Fungi, Ascomycota, Sordariomycetes, Magnaporthales, Magnaporthaceae.